Messenger RNA from Vollenhovia emeryi, 3315 nucleotides. RefSeq lists its product as uncharacterized. The transcript has 2 exons. NCBI's taxonomy places the organism in Eukaryota, Metazoa, Arthropoda, Insecta, Hymenoptera, Formicidae. The record is from RefSeq and is a predicted model, not a curated record. The coding region runs from base 2737 to 3033 and encodes 98 amino acids.
UAUACACACACACCACACGUGUGUGUGUGUAUGUGUGUGCAUGCGUGCGUGCAUGUGUGUGUGCGCGUAUACACAGAGAAGAUGGUCCAAUUGUUUCGGCCAGACUGUGAGAUUGUAUAGCAAAUUUAAUUCUGAAUAAAAGUUUCGCAUAAACAAGAAUCUGGUUCCGUAAGAAGUUAGCAUCCAAAAUUCUCUAAAAUAACAUCUUUUAAAUAAAUAAUUAUAUACACACAGAGGGGGAGAGAGAGACAGAGAGAGAUUUAUAUACACGUUAAAAUAUAUUUGUAAAUAAGCACCGUGCUCUUUGUUGGAAACAGUUGUAUGUCUAAUAUUGUAUAAGAGCUGCACUGUACAAGAACCAUCAAUACUUUGGUCACUUACCUGGCACAAUAAUUAACUUUUAUUUUUCUAGCGUAUCAAACUUUUGGAGUUUACUACUUCAUGAAACUUUAACAGAUUUUGUCAUCUAUUUUUGAAUCUAAAAUGUAUAGCAUUUUAACUUGGCAAUUAUCAUGUGAUGGCGUGUGUCAACUCACUGAAUGUGAUCAACUUUUUAAUAACAGAUAUGUCAUCGCAUGUACGUUUUAUUAUUUUUAAAUUAACUGAUGUAUACUAAUAAUGUGCAUAAAUUUGUAAGUAAGAAAGUGAUUUUUUAAGAAGAUAUAUCUUGUGAAAGAAACAGAUAAUUUUUAUAUGGUCUCUCAUUCCUUGCCAUAUUAUCGAUAUACAAAGCCCGAGAGUAUGUUGCUACUUAACAUUUAAUUAUCGUUUAUCUUUUAAAAUAUAUACAUGUUAUUGCAUUAUCUUUGCAAUAACACUGGCAAAUACUGAAAAUAGUUGCUUGUGAGUUCCAAAGAUGUGUACGAUAGUGUUUUAGAAAGUGUGAAACUCAUUGCUUUAACUGCCAAUAUUUAUUCGCUUGGAAGCUGCUUCCUGUUGAUUUUCUUUUUUCAUAAAGAUGAAAGAUUGAUGAACUAGACCAAGUGGUAACUUAAUAGGUCUAUUUGUUGCGCCUUAAUUUAUUUUGUUAUCCUCUAUUAAUGUUUUAUUUAUCACUUGAAGCUAGGCUUCGACACAUCGUUUGAUCGUUUUUAUAAUCGUUGAACGAAGAAGAGCAAAAGAAUCUAUGCUGAUACUAUCUUUUAGUGAGGUACAUUAGAAAUCACCGAUGCCUCCCCACAUGAAUUUGUGCUCAUAUACAUACAUGGAAAAUGUAUAAAUGUGUUGAUAUAUGCACAAAUUCACGUGGUAAGGCAUCAGUAAUUCCUAGUGUACGUACAUUUUGAUCUUUUUUUUUGCGAAUAAGUUAAUUGUAAGAUUGUGGAAUAUGUCUCUCUGGACAUGGAUAUACAGAUUGUAAUUAAAAACUCCUUAAUCAUCGGCGAGCAAAGGUUAUUCUUUGUAUGAUACAAUGGAGUUAUGAAACAAAUUAUAUUUAUAAUUAUUAACAAUGAAAUAUUGAAGUUUUUGUUUAGGCCACACAAUUUAUAUUUUCCUCUCCCUCCCCCUUCUCUCUCUUUUCACCCUCAAGAAGUUCCUAGAAAUUAAACGUAUUAAAUAAAAUGCUGAAAGUAACAUCAAUAUGAAUUUUGUCUCUACUAUAGUAAAACAAUGUAGAGGGAGAAAUCGACCAAUUAUUAGGUAAAUCAAACUUUCGAGACAGCUAGAAAAACAAUAGGAAAAUAUUCCCAGCUAGCACAAAGGUUAACAUAAAAGUUCAUAAAGGAUAAUUAAUUUUAAAGAAAGUACCUACAGAAUUAGAAAAAGAAAUAUCUGAAGAAUUAGUCACGAUCGGUUCAAGAAGUAUUUUCUCAGAAGUUUAUUAUAUGUAUAUGGUGCAUGUAAUUUGCAUUAUCGUUAUCGUAUUCUUCUACGAAUUUCUAAAGAAUUACAAUUCAGGAAAGGCGAAAACUCGAAGAAUACUUUGCGAAUCCACUGUGCUAUCUGGGUUGCAAAUGUUGCAAUGAAUGAAAACAAGAUUUGUUCGCUGUGAUAACAUAUUGUUGCAGAGUGAUCAAAAUUCGAUUAAUGUACGUUGAUCGACGAUUAAUUCAUCAACCGGUAGAAUUAACUGAAGCCGAGAGAAAUUAGAGCGGCCACGCCGCGGCGUUUUACUUGAUUCAUGUUCUGUGCACCCUUACGCCCAUUUUACUUCUGCAACUGUAAUUUCGCUACAUACAUUUUCAGGCACUGCCGAUAAAGGGUGCAUUCGAGCAAGACACAAAUUGACACAGUGUAAUACAGAGAAUCAUUUCAUCCUCGUUUAAUAAUGGCAAGCAACAAAGAUAAAACGAUUCACUCUGUUACACAGUGUCGUCUGUGUAUGUACGUUGCACCCAAAAUCUCCACUUGGUGCGUGUCCAUGCUACGCCUAGUUUCAGGAUUAUGUAAACUUCAAAAUUACGUCAUUAUAAAUUAUUGUAAGCAACUUUCUCGCGCAAUGUAAAUUUUAUAAAUUAUAUGUCAGAAUGCACAGCACAGACACGCACCAGGUGGAGACUUUAUCGGUAGUGCCUGAAAAUUGGUACAGCGAAAUAGUUCCAAAAGUAAAAUGAGCAAGGGCGCGCAAAACACAACAAAACAGUCUUGUGAAACGGUGUCAAAACGAUGGCGUAGCCCAUUCUCAGGUUUUCGAUUGUUACGAGUGAGAAGUAGAUACAAGUGUACAUUCGAUACAAUUGGCUGUAUUGCUUUUCAAAAGAAGCCCAGGUGCCAUAUAAAUAAGACUGGUACACAAUGGCGCAAAGUGACACCAUCAUAGCCAAGAUGGAACAUGUAGAAGAGAGCCUAAAAGAUACCUUAUACAGGGUCAACGUAAUCGAGAGAAAACUUAAGACGAAACUACUCACCACGGAAAAUCGAGAGAGGCUGGAGAACGAGCUCGAGGAAGUUAAGGAAGUUCUCGAGCGAAACGAAAAGGAAUUGCAAAGCUUACGGAAAGAAAACUCAAAAACUUUCAUGAUAACGGCGUGUUUAGUUUUUGUAUGUUUCCUUUUCUACGGAAUAUAUAUGAUGACUUUCGGAAAUGUUUAAUACCUGUAACAAAACUCGAUUGUUAUCUAUUUUUGUAAGUUUUUUUUUUGUAUACAUGAUACAAUUGUCGAGGACACAGUUUACCAGUUGCCAACUAUAAAAGCCAGGUUUUAUAAAUGUCGAAUUUGUCUUUCAAAGAGUGUGCAGAAAAAGUGAAUCUAUGAUACUUCAAUUUUCAUGUCUUUGUUUUUUUUACUGUUAAUUAGCUACAUAUAUGUAUCAGAGUUUAUGUCGCGAUCAGGAGUAUUGCCAAGAAUAUAAUCAACACCAUCCGUAUACAAA